Molecule: messenger RNA, 1752 nt
Organism: Eimeria necatrix
Lineage: Eukaryota; Apicomplexa; Conoidasida; Eucoccidiorida; Eimeriidae
Exons: 5
Coding region: 1-1752 (583 amino acids)
Biological process (GO): tRNA aminoacylation for protein translation
Molecular function (GO): aminoacyl-tRNA ligase activity; ATP binding
Source: RefSeq, a predicted model, not a curated record
AUGGGCUCCUGCUGCAGGCUCUCGCUACAUAAGCAGGAACGGCAGCAAGCGCAGCAGCAGCAGCAGCAGCAGCAGCACGUGCAGCAGCAGCAGCAGCACGUGCAGCAGCAGCAGCAGGCGCCGCAGCAGCCAGGAUCUGCUGCAGCAACUGCUGGAGGUAGCAGCUGCAGCACUGCCUCAGCAGCAGCAGCAGCAGCAGCUGCUGCUGCUGCUGCUGCUGCAGAGAAGGUCUACGUAACAGCUCCUCUCUUCUACAGCAACGGCUGUCUGCACUUGGGCCAUUUGUACAGCGCAGUGCUCGCUGAUGCUGCUGCUGCUGCCCUUAGUCUCUUUGCUGCUGCUGCUACCCCUGAAUCUGCUGCUGCUGCAGCAGCAGCAGCAGCUUCAACAGCAGCAGCAGCAACAACAAGGCCUGGCCGGGCAUUCCCGGGAGCGACUGCAGCAGCAGCGGGAUCCGUGGCAGCUGCAGGACAUACAGCAGCAGCAGCAGCAGCAGCAGCUGAAGCAGCAGCAGCAGCAGCAGCUGAAGCAGCAGCAGCAGCAGCAGCAAAUGAAGCAGCAGCAAAAGACUAUUUGCUGCUGUGCGGCAGCGACCAGCACGGAGUGAAAGUGCUUGAGGCUGCGCGCUGCUGGUGGCUGCAGCUGCCGCAGCAGCAGCAGCAGCAGCUAGCUGCUGCUCAUUUCUCUGCAGCGGCUGCUGCAGCUGCUGCUCAGGGCGACUCCUCCGGAGCAGCAGCAGCAGCAGCAGCAGCUGCUGCUGCUGCUGCUGGAGGCAGCAGCAGCAUCCCCUGCUGCGUGCCAGUCAAGUGGUUUGUCUCUCUUCUGUCGCUGCAGGCGCAGCAGCUGCUGCAGCAAACUCAUAUUUGCUGCAGUUGGUUUGUAGAGACAGCAGCAGCCACUCGAACCUGCUGUACGUACACCCCAAGCCUGGCCCAUUUGCUGCAGCAGCAGCAGCAGAGCCCGCAGCCGGCACACACUCUGCAGCAGCAGCAGCAGCAACGGCUGCAGCAACAGCAGCAGCAGCAGCAGCAAAAGAAACACGACUUACCGCCGCAUGCUGCAGUUGCUGCUGCUCUGUGGCGAGCCCUGGAAGCCAGGGGAUUUAUAUAUCGCGCCCCAGUGCAGCAGCAACAGCAGCAGCAGCAACAGCAGCAGCAGCAGCAGCAGCAGCAGCGGACGCUGCAGCAGUCGCCAGCAAAAGGAGGUGGCGAAGAGGAGGCGGACGUAUGGGAUGUGGAGCAGCAGCUGCCACAGCAGCAGCAACAGCAGCAACAGCAGCAACAGCAGCAACAGCAGCAGCAACAGCAGCAGCAACAGCAGCAACAGCAGCAGCAGCAACAGGGAAAAGACGGCGAGGACUAUGCAUAUUUCUUUGCUCUGAGGCGUCUCCGUCCCGAAAUAGAAAAGUUGCUGCUGCAGCCUUCGUUGCUGCUGCCAAAAGGGCAGCAGCGGGAGCUGCUGCAGUUCCUCCCUCGUCAGCAGCAACAGCAGCAGCAGCAACAACAACAGCAGCAGCAGCAACAGCAGCAGCAACAGCAGCAGCAACAGUUGCAACAGCGCCAAUUCAACCCCAAGCCCGAGCAACAGGACCAUGGCCAGCAGCGGUCGCAGCAGCGCCAGCAGCAGCAGCAGCAGCAGCAGCAGCAGCAGCAGCAGCAGCAGCAGCGGGGGAGUGGGGCUGCAUGCAUGCAGCUGCAUUUGGGGCUUGCCAGUGCCUGGCGACCCUUCGCAUGCAAUUUAUGUUUGGCUUGA